UUGGCCACUCGAGGACUCUAUUAUUCUCUAUGGUGAAGAGCAACUGCAAAAACUUGCAGUUGACUGCAGUCAAAACGUCAUGACCUUUGAUCGCAUAAUUUUUGUGAAGUUCAUGUUGUCAGCAUGUAGGCGCAAAUCGGGCAAUUUUUAACCACUUAAUGCAAUGCAUUUUGAAAGUCGACUUGACAAAAGUGAUCCGCUGAACGUACCCAUGAACAGGAUCGCAAUCUGCAGAGAGGAGAAAUCAAUCAUAGCUCACUGUGUUUCGGGCUCUGCUGUUCAGUCAUAGCUCACUGUGUUCAGGCUCUGCUAUUCUCAUGUAGUGCACUGGAUAAAGUUUGCACGGUCCGGAAUGCGCGAGACCAAAUUCGUCUAUUGGUUGGGUCAACAAUAUUUAUCGUUGUAUUGAGUUUUAGGCACCACCAGCAUCACUAGUACCACGCAAACGAGGAAACCGAAGUUACGACGGGCUUGUUUGUCUGCAUUCUGCAGGGAAUGUUUCCCAAGGAGAGACCCACUUUCUACCGACAGGAGCUCAACAAGACGAUAUGGGAGGUCCCGGAGCGGUACCAGACCCUGUCCCCGGUCGGCUCGGGAGCCUACGGGUCCGUCUGCUCGUCGUAUGACGUGAAGUCGGGACUGAAGAUAGCGGUGAAGAAGCUGUCGAGGCCGUUCCAGUCCGUCAUCCACGCUAAGAGGACCUACAGAGAACUACGACUCCUCAAACACAUGAAACACGAGAACGUGAUCGGCCUGUUGGAUGUGUUUACGCCCGCUACCAGCCUAGAGGAGUUCAACGAUGUGUACCUGGUGACCCACCUGAUGGGGGCGGACCUCAACAAUAUUGUCAAGUGUCAGAAACUGACGGACGACCACGUUCAGUUCCUGAUAUACCAGAUCCUCCGGGGUCUCAAGUAUAUCCAUUCAGCAGACAUCAUCCACAGAGAUCUGAAGCCCAGUAACUUGGCAGUGAAUGAGGACUGUGAGCUCAAGAUCCUGGACUUUGGUUUGGCGAGACACACUGAUGAUGAGAUGACGGGUUACGUAGCAACCAGGUGGUACCGCGCCCCAGAGAUCAUGCUUAACUGGAUGCACUACAACAUGACAGUUGACAUCUGGUCGGUGGGCUGCAUAAUGGCGGAGCUGCUAACCGGAAGGACGUUAUUCCCCGGCACCGACCAUAUUAACCAGCUGCAGCAGAUCAUGAGGCUGACAGGUACACCCCCGGCCUCUGUCAUUAGCCGGAUGCCCAGCCACGAGGCCAGAAACUACAUUAACUCCCUUCCCCAGAUGCCCAAGAGGAACUUUGCUGAUGUGUUCAUUGGCGCUAACCCACUAGCGGUGGAUCUAUUAGAGAAGAUGUUGGUUCUGGACACUGAUCAGCGGAUCACAGCGUCAGAGGCCCUGGCCCACCCCUACUUCUCCCAGUACCACGACCCAGACGAUGAACCAGAGUCUGAGCCAUACGACCAGAGCUUUGAGAGCCGUGAACUGGAGAUAGAGGAGUGGAAAAGGUUGACCUAUGAGGAGGUUUGCAGCUUCGAGCCCCUGCCAUUCGACGGAGACGAGAUGGAGUCCUGAGGGAACUAGGGUGAUGUCAUUGAUAAUCUUGCUGCCUUCUCCUUCUCUUAUGGAAUUGUGUUGAGGAGGAAAUGGCAUGUAGACAUUGAACUCGGACCAGUUAUGCGUUUCCUCCACUAAUGGUUUAGGUUAGGUUCUUGGAGUAGGUUGAGCUUAUCUUAGAUCAGAAUUUAGAGGCAACUUCCUCCCAGAGUACACAACCUUGUGUGAGGACCAUCAACUCUCCGGACUAUUUAACAAACAAAUGGGAAACCACAACAUUCAAGUGUCUGUUGUCGUUCAUUUCCGGGGUCAUUCUCGGGUUAGAGAUCAAGGGUUAAAGGUGACCGACCCCACCCUCCCGCUUGCUGUAUUAUAUUAUAUUGUCUAUGUUUUGGUCUCUGGGCCGAACUGGGGAAAUUACUUUGUAAUAUUGUAUCUACUGUUUGUGUGUUUAGAAUAUCUGUUAAGUUAGCUUCAGAUUUUCACAUGAUUUGCGAAAAAGUAUCUUAUUAAAUAAAUUCCUGGAAAUGGUGCUCAGUUCCAUAUGGCAAAAACAAUCAACCACAUUAUUUAAUUUCACAAACCACUGGUACCUUCAAACAUUUAUUUAUGAUUUUAGGUUGGUUAGUGUAUAGCCAGAUGUUAUUUUACCUCCUUUUGGAUGGAAUUCAGUAGGAAACCCAACAGUGUAAAUCACCUCUGCCCUUCUCUGACAAAAGUUCUGUCUCUACAGUCAAACUGUACGCUGUUUUUAUGCCUGCCAGGGUUUUACAUAUGUAAAUAAGGCUGCACUCUUGUAAAUAAAUGAUACUAUGCACACAGUAAUACUACCGAGAAGUCGCUAUUAUAAUCAAGCACAUAGCCCCACCCACCCUUCUCUCACUGAUUAGAACACUGCCCCUUGUGACAGGAACCGUUUAGGAAUGACUGGCAGGUUCCAUGCCCAAUCAGGUGGAUUUUUCUUAGAAUGGUGUGUCCCUUAUGAAAAUGACGAUACAACCUUUUGAUGUCCAUCUUUUCUCUCUAAUUCAAUCACGCAGAAAGAGAGAGGGGGUAUAGGACUGGGGAGUUUUGUAUUUGCUUAUCCUGCCCCUUUUAACUUAUUUCAUCUAUUUUUUUUCUACCCAUCUCUGUGUUUCUUUUUCACUCCAUCUUUGUAUCAUUGCCUCCUCGAACACUUGUUACGCUGUCCUGUCCUCUGUUCUGUGUGUAGUCUAUUAGAAGUGAGGGGGGGGGGGGUCUUAUCUCACUGUCACAAAAGGAUAUUUGUUAAAUCAAAUCAAAUUUUAUUUGUCACAUACACAUGGUUAGCAGAUGUUAAUGCGAGUGUAGCGAAAUGCUUGUGCUUCUAGUUCCGACAAUGCAGUGAUAACCAACGAGUAAUCUAACCUAACAAUUCCACAACUACUACCUUAUACACACAAGUGUAAGGGGAUAAAGAAUAUGUACAUAAAGAUAUUUGAAUGAGUGAUGGUACAGAACAGCAUAGGCAAGAUGCAGUGGAUGGUAUCGAGUACAGUAUAUACAUAUGAGAUGAGUAAUGUAGGGUAUGUAAACAAGGUGGCAUAGUUUAAAGUGGCUAGUGAUGCAUGUAUCACAUAAAGAUGCAGUAGAUGAUAUAGAGUAUAGUAUAUACAUAUACAUAUGAGAUGAGUAAUGUAGGGUAUGUAAACAUAUUAUAUUAAGUGGCAUUGUUUAAAGUGCUAGUGUUACAUUUUUACAGUAAUUUCCAUAAAUUUCCAUUAUUAAAGUGGCUGGAGUUGAGUCAGUAUGUUGGCAGCAGCCACUCAAUGUUAGUGGUGGCUGUUUAACAGUCUGAUGGCCUUGAGAUAGAAGCUGUUUUUCAGUCUUGGUCCCUGCUUUGAUGCAUCUGUACUGACCUCGCCUUCUGGUUGGUAGCGGGGUGAACAGGCAGUGGCUCGGGUGGUUGUUGUCCUUGAUGAUCUUUUUGGCCUUCUUGUGACAUCGGGUGAUGUAGGUGUCCUGGAGGACAGGCAGUUUGCCCCCAGUGAUGCAUUGUGCAGACCUCACUACCCUCUGGAGAGCCCUACAGUUGUGUGUGUGUGUGUGUGUGUGUGUGUGGAGAGCAGUCUGGGAAAUGAACCUGAACACUCUGUAAUGUUCACAACCACAUAUACUUUGAACUCGCGAGAAGUGGGAGAUGCGGUGAAGAAACACUGGCAUAUUUUAUCAUCGGACCCAGCUUUGCCGGCUGAAUUUAAAAAUCCACCCCUUAUUUGUGUAUAGGAGAGGUCGCAAUUUACGCAAUAAAUUGGUUCAUGCCAACUGCCAGUCACAAAAGAAAAUCAGCCAGGCUCUUUUACGCCCCCUUCCAAAUGGUAGCUAUAGAUGCAGAGGAUGCGCACAGUGUAACAAUAUGAUGAAGUGUGAAUAUUUCUGACACCCACAUACUUGGAAAUGGUUUCAAAUAAAUUACAUUAUUAUGUGUUCCACCACCCAUGUUAUUUACAUUAUUAAAUGUCCAUGUGGGCUGUGCUAUGUCGGUAAAACCUCUCGUUCAAUCAAACAGAGAAUCAGUGAACAUAAAAGUUCAAUCAGGAGAAACGAAAGGGAUUAUCCAGUCGCAGUACAUUUUAAUGACCUAAAGCAUGACAUUUCUACCUUUUUUAGAUUUUGUGGCAUAGAGAAUGUUAAGAUAUCAGACAGUGGAGGUGACAUUAAUAAUACUCUGAGUAAAAGAGAAUGUUUUGGGAUUUUCACCCUCCAGACAUUAUUUCCUCAAGGUCUUAAAGAUGAAAUGCCUAUGUAUGUUAUGUUGUGAAUUUGAACAUGAAUUAUGCCCCUAUUUAAGAUUACUUUGAUGUUUUUCGUACGAUGUACCCCCAAUGAUUUUUUUUAAAAACUUGCUCGGUAGGUCUAUGUCCUCAUUGUGGUUUUACAGACGUGUUUAAAACGUCUUAUUUACACACUUUAUUUGAAUAUUUAUGAAAUGCAUAUUGUUAUAUUUGGUAGCACUUACUUAUUUUUCCUUUGCCUCCAACCCCCUUCGAUGCGUGGAACGGAUGUGGGUGGGGCUAGGUCUACAUAAAGGUGCUAAAUUGAAAAAAACUCACAAAAGCUCUGACGAAGGCCGUGAGGCUGAAACGUAAGCUUAUUAAAGAUCAGUGAUACUAUCAAGAGCA
Messenger RNA from Oncorhynchus masou masou (cherry salmon), 4706 nucleotides. Its product is annotated as mitogen-activated protein kinase 14A-like. Gene Ontology annotation, cellular component: cytoplasm; nucleus. The record is from RefSeq and is a predicted model, not a curated record. Gene Ontology annotation, molecular function: ATP binding; MAP kinase activity. The coding region runs from base 496 to 1581 and encodes 361 amino acids. Lineage: Eukaryota; Metazoa; Chordata; Actinopteri; Salmoniformes; Salmonidae. The transcript has 12 exons. Gene Ontology annotation, biological process: protein phosphorylation; intracellular signal transduction.